CAUUUUCAUUAUGCUUUUCUGUUCUUGUGACUUGUUUCCAGAAUUUGAUCACUUUUCUAAUUUGGUAAUGUUUGGUUACCCAGAAAGAAGAGAUGAAAAGUGAUUUUAUUUUUAAGCUGUUUUAAUUUUUUCACAUGUGCAGUUUUAUUGUUUAUUUUUUCUUGCAAGUGGAGAGACAGUUCAAUAAUUUGAUUUUCAAAAUUAUAAUGAAAUAGCUGGAAAUCUUGGUCCCGAAGAGGACGGGUAUCUGUACCUUAUCUUUUAUAUAUUUUUUAAAAUUGAGUUUAUAUCAUUUGCAUGGACCAUUAUACCCUUGUCUGUUACUGGUAAAAUGUGACGUAGCAGAUUCAAACUCGCAUUUCUGCCCUCAGUGGGAUGUCUCGGGUUCGAACACGCAUUAUCAGUGGUCAGUGAGAUGUCUCGGGUUCGAACAGGCAUUCUGCAAUCAGUGGGGAUGUUGCAGAUUCGAACUUGCAUCGCUCAUUUCUCUGGUUUUUAGAUGAAAAAUAAGUUGUAGUAUGUUUUGGAUUGCAAGGUGGUUAUUUGGUUUGCAAAAUUGAUGGAUUGUUGUCAGAUCUGAAGUAAAAUUCAGGAAACCGUUUAUCACCAUGAGCAGAAAGGUUUACGGCGAGAGAACGACGGGGAGGUCAUCUAGGCCAUAUGCUGCUGAUUAUCAUCAUGAAAUUCACGAAAAUGAGGAAGAUAUAGUGGUAAAAUCUUACCGGAGUCACCGCAAGCACGGGAAUUAUGGAAGGGAAUAUGAAGAUGAGAUGGUUAAGUACAUGUCCAAUUUGCCGGGUUAUUUACAAAGGGGAAGAGAAGAAAGUCGCGAGAAAGUUUUAAAUGUCGGCGUUCUUGAUUGGAACCGUCUAGAACAAUGGAAGAACAGCCGUAAACAUGCAUCACAUAGAAAUAGCAGGAGUUCGUCAUCAAACAAUGAUUCCUCUUCCGUUUCAAAAGAUGGGUUAUCUGGUCAUUCUAGCAAAGAGCAAGGGACAAUAUUGCGUCAGUCGCUGAAAUCUCACUUUAUGGCGUCUUCGAUUCAAGACCAUUCUCAAGCUGUCAAAUUCUCUAGAAGAAGUAUUGGGCACUGUCAGGAUUUUAGAGGUAGCAUCGGUAAUAUUAACACGAAGGACCGUACUAACAGAAGACUAAAAGAAUUCAACAGGGAAUCUUUUGAUCAGCAUAUUGAUAAGGAAAGUGGCAUCAUACGAAAUGAGCAAUUGCAUAAAGCGGCAUCAAGUGCUAUGCUAGAAAUUCGCACUAGAGAUGGUGGAAUGGGAAAAAGAGUAGAGAAAUUGAAUGAACCAAAUAUUGAUAAUGUUUCUAUGCUAGAAAUUCGCACUAGAGAUGGUGGAAUGGGAAAAAGAGUAGAGAAAUUGAAUGAACCAAAUAUUGAUAAUGUUUCGCAAGGUAUGCUAAGAAAAAGAGAGCCGGCUGUUCAUAAUUUGCCUACGAAGUCAAACGAUCAUUCACUAUCAUUCUUAGCUCAGAAGUCAGAAUAUCAUACUCGAUUGAGCUUUUCAGAACAGCCUAAGGAAUUCUUUCGUAAAGAACUAAAUCACGAUAUUUCGCAUUCCGGUGACCUUCCAGAUGAACUUAGCUGUAAUGAUUCUCAAGAUAAAGGUUCUGCUUGCAGUUCCACAGAUAUGGAAAGUUUCAAGCUUCCUGCUUCUACUUUUUCAUCGCCAGCUUCGACUCCCUCGUCACCUUUAUCCGUCAGAGUAGAAAUAAGCCCACCCAAAUCUAGAAAAGCCGAGGAAAGGAAACAAACCAUGGCCAAAACAUCAUCUGCGAAUGCGCCUCUCCAUGAAUUUGACCAAAAAGUAACAUCUGGAAAGUCAAGAAGCUCUUCACCUUUUCGUCAAUUAAGCACCGGCUAUACAAGUAGAGGUUCUGCUUGUAAAGAGACCGGUUACGUGCCGCAUCAGAACUCUAUAACAGCUGCUGAAUAUAGUUCAGACAAUGUAAGAGGUUGUGAGAACUUAAACAUUUCAGGAAAUGAUAAACCUGGUGAUGCUGCUAGAAGCAAGUCAAGCCCUUUACGGAGGUUACUGGAUCCACUGCUGAAACCAAAGACAGCUAAGUUCAGUCACUCCUUGGACUCAUCUCAGAAGGAUUCAUUGUCAAUAAAUAAGAAUUAUAGGUCAGCGAAUGGGAGAUUUUCAACUCUACAUCCAAUCAAAGAAGUGGAUAGGGACCAUAGGGCCGGUUGUAGCGCAGUUAAGACCAUUGAUUCUUCAAAGGACAAGAAGCACGGUCCAUCAACGACUCAAGCUCUUCUGAGAAUUGCUGUGAAGAAUGGUCUGCCCCUUUUUACAUUUGCUGUUAACCAAAUUGACGGCAACAUUCUUGCAGCCAAAGUGAAGAACUUAGGCAGCUCUGGAAAAGACGAAUGCAAUCGCAUCUAUACCUUUUUAACCUUUAGCGAGGUUAAGAAGAAGAAUGGAAGUUGGAUGAGUAAAGCAGGCAGAAGCAAAGAACCUGAUUACCUUCCCCAUGUCGUGGCUCAAAUGAAGGCUUCUGAUAUGCACUAUUAUGAUUUAACCAGCCAGAAUUGUAUGGACUCCUCUACCAUGAAAGAGUUUGUUUUGUUUUCUGUAAAGCUCGGGCAAGGGGAUGCUCAAGACGCCGACUAUCAGCCAAAUGACGAACUUGCUGCUAUUGCCAUCAAAAUACCUAAGGCUAUCAGUUUCAUUAACAGUCAACAUCAUAGCAGUUGCCACAGUGAUAGUCAUGACGCCGUCCGCGCAACGGUUGUGCUCCCAGGCGGGGUUCAUAGUUUUCCAAGUAAAGGUGGACCUUCAUCACUACUUGAACGCUGGAAAUCCGGUGGAUCAUGUGACUGCGGCGGUUGGGAUUUGGCUUGCAAACUUAAAAUUCUUGCUAAUGAAAAUCAAGCCAGUAGAAAACCACGGUCAUCCAAACCUUAUUUUGCAGAUUAUCAAUUCGAUCUUUUUGUUCAGGGGAACAAACAAGACCCGCGCCCAGCAUUCAGCUUAACCCCCUUAGAAAAUGGUAUGAGUUCUGUAGCCUUUGACUCGUCGCUCUCACUUUUGCAAGCAUUCGCCAUUUGCAUUGCAUUAGUCGAUAGCAAGAUGCCAUGUGAGCUUUCUGGUUCAAGAAAGUCGCAAACCGAUGAACUAAAGGCUUUUGGUAAAUUAGAGGAUAUUCCUACAAGUUAUGUUUCUAAUCCACCAGUUUCUCCUGUUGGUAGAGUCUAAAAGUAACAUGUCUUCACAAGCUAGAGUAUAAUAUUAUAGCAGGAUCUUAGUAGUUUUCCUUAACAGAAGCAAGUAUUUCUAUUAAAAAUGCACAAUAUGAUAAACAACCAGUCUCAUAUAUCAAUCAAUUUAACUGUUAAUAGUAUGAGUAAAUUGUUUUCUAUUACUGUGCAUUUUUUCUCAAUACUUGUUUCACCAUGGAAAUAAACACCAGCACUGUAAUGCAAUCAUAACGCUUUGGUAAGAAAUAAGUAAGAGAUCAUGUAUAAUGUUGGAUUCCAAAAAGGAAUAGAUUUAAUAAAGGAGGAAGGAGGAAAAGUUUUCUUUAUUUUUUGUACAACUUUCCUUCAUUUUGUUUAUUCAAUGAGCAUGUGUGGAUGUGCCUUACUACU
Messenger RNA from Lathyrus oleraceus (garden pea), 3616 nucleotides. RefSeq lists its product as uncharacterized. The transcript has 3 exons. Lineage: Eukaryota; Viridiplantae; Streptophyta; Magnoliopsida; Fabales; Fabaceae. The record is from RefSeq and is a predicted model, not a curated record. The coding region runs from base 609 to 3224 and encodes 871 amino acids.